Parascedosporium putredinis is the source of this 423-nucleotide messenger RNA. The record is from the annotation of a GenBank genome assembly. NCBI's taxonomy places the organism in Eukaryota, Fungi, Ascomycota, Sordariomycetes, Microascales, Microascaceae.
AUGGCCGGUCCCGUUGUUGACGACGAUGCCGACUACACUGAUACUGACUCUGAAAUCUCGACCGAUUCCGAGUUCGACCCGGAGGAGGAGUCCCUCGCCGACCGCCUCUAUGCCCUGCGCGACAUGGUGCCCCCAACGACACGCGGCUGGAUCUCAUCCAAGGUGAACUCGGUCGUCGGCUUCGGCUCCAGCAGCCUCUGGUUCACGGGCAAGGCUCUCUGGGCCAUUUCUUCCACCGCCCUCCUCCUCGGCGUUCCCUUUGCCAUUUGCGUCACCGAGGAGCAGCAGGUCAUGGCCAUGGAGCAAGAGUUCAAGAUGCGCGAAGUCGGCAGCGAGGUCCUCACCGCUGGCGGCCCCGACCAGUCCACCACCGCCGAUCGCGUCGGCGCUGCUCUCGGCUCUGAUGGCAAGAUUGCCCUCUAG